AUGAAGACCCUGAGGAGCAGCCACACUGCUGGGCUGCUGCUUUGUGCUUUCUCCCUCCCUUUGGUGCUUUCCCCUGUCCCUGUCACCAUCCCAGCAGAGCUGAGGACAGCUGUGCUCAGAAUUGCUGUCAAUGCCACCUCCUGCAGUGUCACCUGUGGGCUGGGCAUCAAGCUGGAGCAGCUGUGUGAGGUCACAGGUGCUGGAGAGAGGAGGAACUGCACCCUGCAGAGGUCCACCUGCCUGGCCAACUGGAUGUGUGGCUUGCUCCACUUCACUGUCCCCAUGGGCAAACCCUUCCAGCUCACCUGCCUGGCCUCAGAUGUAGCUGGCUUUGGCACUGGAGCCUAUAGAUACAGGUGGAGGCUUGCCCCAGGCCUCAUCACCACCAAUAAGUUACUCUUCAAACCUUUCCACACCCCUGAGCCUGUCCUCAGGUUUUCCACUGCCAGAGAGGCUGAUGCAGGCACUUACCAAUGUGAUGUGCAGAUGUUGAAGAGCUUCCAGGUCGUCAAGAGGGUUUACUUUGGGGUCAGAGUGAUCCAGGAUGACUUAGCAGACCUGGACUUCGACAAAUCCUUGACUUGGGAACAGAAGUUAGCAGCAAACAGGCAGGAAGGAACCGCAAAGAACAGCAGCCAGGAGGAGGUGCAGAGCCAGCAGCACUUCUGGCAUGGGAAGUCUUUGGGGCUGUACUGGGUAGGGCUUGGAUGUGGAGUGAUAGGAGGGGUCUUGGUGAGCUUGGUGGCUGCCUGCCUCUGCAAGAAGGCUUUCAGGAGGAGAGCUGCAAAGCAAUGA
Molecule: messenger RNA, 795 nt
Organism: Pogoniulus pusillus (Red-fronted tinkerbird)
Lineage: Eukaryota; Metazoa; Chordata; Aves; Piciformes; Lybiidae
Gene: TMEM81
Product: transmembrane protein 81
Exons: 1
Coding region: 1-795 (264 amino acids)
Source: RefSeq, a predicted model, not a curated record